CGGGCUCUGCUGUGCGUUUAAUACAACUUAUAAACAAUUAGUUAAUUGUGUUUUGAUAUUGUUCGGUUACAGUAGGAUUCUUGAGAGAAUCGUUUAGACGAGAUUUUCUCGUUUUGUGGGCGGCUUCAACUGAUUCACUGAAAAGAUUCGACUCGGUAAAGUGAUACAUUCACGAUUCGGACAUCGCUAGCCGCUAACUCAAGCUUGUUCAACGUCGUGUAGCGUUAUCAGUUAUGGAUGUCACCGGUCCUGAUAGUGAUUGGAGGAGUCCAGCCUUUCGACAGAAAGUAGUGGCCCAAAUAGAUGAAGCCAUGAGAAAAGCAGGAACUGCUCACACAAAGUCCAGUACUGACAUGGAGAACCACGUUUUUAUCAAGGCAAAGACCAGAGAGGAGUAUUUGUCUUUAGUUGCGAGACUGAUAAUUCAUUUUAGAGACAUUCAUAAAAAGUCACAAGGUAGGCCUGACCCCAUGAAUGCCCUGCAGAGCAUACCAGGAGUGGGUGGAGGUGGUCCUGGAGUUAUCGGCAUCGGACCGCGGCCCCCUGGCGCACAAAUGGGUGGUAUGGGGUCAAUGCAAAUGCAAAUGGGUCAACAUGCCAUGCAGGGAGGCCAGCAGGCUGGUGCUGCCGGACAGAUGCCGAUGAUGCAACAGCAGCAACAGCAGCAGUCCAUUCAAUUUCAGCAGUUUCAGUCGCAGCAACAGGCAGCCAUGCAGCCUCAGCAGCCAGCAGCUAUGCAGCCGAAUGCCAUGCAGUUCCAACAGAUAAGGCAGCACCAUCAGAAUCAACAAAUGCAGCAUCAGAAUCAACAACAGCAGCAGGCCCAGACUCAGCAGCAGCAACAGAACCAGUUGCAUCAAACAAGAAUACAGCAGCAGCAGCAGCAGUUAGCACAAAUGCAGCAACUGCAACAGCAGCAGCAACUGCACCAACAACAGGUUCAUGCUCAAGCUCAAGCUCAGGCCCAGGCUCAAGCUCAAGCUCAGGCCCAGGCCCAGGCUCAAGCUCAGGCCCAGGCUCAGGCUCAAGCUCAAGCUCAAGCUCAGGCUCAGGCUCAAGCUCAGGCACAGGCCCAAGCUCAAGCUCAAGCUCAGGCUCAGGCCCAAGCCCAGGCCCAGGCGCAGGCCCAAGCUCAAGCCCAAAUGCAGCAACAACAGCAGCUCCAAGCCCAGGUCCAGGCUCAGGUCCAAGCCCAGGUCCAAGCUCAAGGUCAAGCCCAGGUACAGGCUCAGGGAGUGGCAGGUCAGAUGCCUCCUCACUCACAGCAGCAACAAGUCAUGGUGCCCCAGUCAUUAGCACAAAUGGCUCCUGGACAACAUCAACCUAUCGGCUCACUCACCCAACAGCAGCAGCAACAUCUGAAGCUACAGCAGGCAAUGCAGCAGGCGAGAGUAUUGCAGCAGCAGCAGCAGCAACAACAACAACAACAACAACAGCAGCAGCAGCAGCAGCAGCAACAACAGCAGCAGCAGCAGGCUCAACAGAGCCAGCAGGCAGGCCAGCUCGCUGCAGUCCCUGGACAGAUGAUGCCCCGUCCUGGGAUGCAAAUUCCACCCCGGUUGCCCAGCGCCACCCCGAACUCUGCCAUUCCUCAAAACCCCGUUGCCAUUGGAGGACAGCAAAUGCCACAGGGUCAACAGAUGAUGUCGUCACCCUCCUCAGUUCAGGUGCAGACGCCCCAGCCGAUGCCACCUCCUCCCCAGCCUCAGCCAUCCCCCCAGCCUCCUUCCUCUCAGCCCAACUCUGUCAGCUCUGGUCCAACCCCUUCUCCUGGAGGUUUCCAACCCAGUCCCUCUCCUCAGCCGUCCCAGAGUCCUGCAUCUUCACGUAGUUACCCCCUCCAGGUACCUUCACCAGGACCUCUCAAUACACCAGGCAAUCCAAACUCUGUGAUGAGCCCAGCGGGGGCCUCACAAUCUGAGGACCAGCUUUACAUGGACAAACUGAAGCAGCUGUCAAAAUAUAUCGAGCCGCUGCGCAGGAUGAUUAACAAAAUAGACAAAAAUGAAGAUAGGAAGAAGGAUUUGAGCAAAAUGAAAAGUUUGCUCAAUAUUUUGACUGACCCUAACACGAGAUGUCCACUUAAGACACUACAGAAGUGUGAAAUAGCGCUGGAGAAACUAAAGAACGAUAUGGCAGUGCCGACUCCUCCCCCUCCUCCAGUGCCCUCUACCAAAAAGCAGUACCUGUGCCAGCCGCUGCUGGAUGCUGUCUUGGCCAACAUCCGCUCCCCGGUUUUCAACCAUUCACUUUACCGCACGUUUGCUCCUGCUAUGACAGCAAUUCAUGGACCCCCAAUCACGGGUCCCUCAAUUCCUUCCCGUAAACGAAAGCUGGAGGAUGACGAGCGCCAGACCAUCCCUAACAUACUUCAAGGGGAGGUGGCUCGUCUUCAUUCCAAAUUCCUGGUCAAUCUGGACCCGUCCUUUUGCAGCAACAAUGGAACGGUUCAUCUCAUAUGUAAACUAGAUGAUAAAAAUCUUCCCAGCGUUCCCCCGCUUCAGCUGAGUAUUCCGGCGGACUACCCCGAUCAGAGCCCCCACUGGGAAAAUGACGGUCAGCAGUAUGAGGCCAACCCCUUCUUGCAGAGUGUGCAUAAGAACAUGACCUCUAAACUCCUCCAGCUUCCCGACAAGCACUCGGUGACGGCACUGCUGAACACCUGGGCUCAAAGCGUGAAGCAGGCUUGCCUUUCGGCUGCUUAGAACGUAUGCCCAUCAGCACUAUCAGCCCAGUAUAAUCCUCGCACCUCUAUGGAAUGAUGGCAAUAUAUUAAUACUUUCUUUGUCUUUUUUUAUUUACAUCAGUUAUCAUCUGUUUUGUUUAGUGUAGUACACUAAGGCCUUAACUGUUUGUGCAUUGCUUCAAUAAUAAAGACAUUUAAACGGC
This is a messenger RNA of Puntigrus tetrazona (Sumatra barb), 2889 nucleotides long. It is a transcript of the gene med15, whose product is annotated as mediator complex subunit 15. Gene Ontology annotation, biological process: regulation of DNA-templated transcription. Bases 234 to 2705 code for a protein of 823 amino acids. NCBI's taxonomy places the organism in Eukaryota, Metazoa, Chordata, Actinopteri, Cypriniformes, Cyprinidae. The transcript is spliced from 18 exons. The record is from RefSeq and is a predicted model, not a curated record. Gene Ontology annotation, molecular function: transcription coregulator activity.